Vicia faba (fava bean) is the source of this 369-nucleotide messenger RNA. Lineage: Eukaryota; Viridiplantae; Streptophyta; Magnoliopsida; Fabales; Fabaceae. The record is from the annotation of a GenBank genome assembly.
AUGUACGAGAACAAGUCACAAUGGGCAACUGCAUAUCUACGUGAGAAGUUUUUUGGACGUAUAAGAAUAACGUCUCAAUGCGAAGUCGUCAAUGCAAUCAUCAAGAGUUAUGUCAGAAAGAAAGGCUGCAUUUUUGAAUUUAUGCACAAUUUUGAGCAGGCUUUGAGAUCUUAUAGAAACAAUGAACUGGUUGUCGAUUUUAAAUCAAAGUUUACAAAACCUGUGAUGACCACUCACCUCAGUUUAAUUGAGAGUCAUGCCGUGAAAAUUUAUACUGCGGAGAUUUUCAAAGAAGUCAAAGAUGAAAUAACGAAGGCUGAAUCAUUGAUUGUUAAGGGAAAGUUUGUUCGCAAUGGAUUUAAGACUUAA